This is a messenger RNA of Oryzias melastigma (Indian medaka), 2775 nucleotides long. Its product is annotated as Y+L amino acid transporter 2. NCBI's taxonomy places the organism in Eukaryota, Metazoa, Chordata, Actinopteri, Beloniformes, Adrianichthyidae. The transcript is spliced from 9 exons. Bases 406 to 1950 code for a protein of 514 amino acids. Gene Ontology annotation, molecular function: L-amino acid transmembrane transporter activity. The record is from RefSeq and is a predicted model, not a curated record. Gene Ontology annotation, biological process: amino acid transmembrane transport. Gene Ontology annotation, cellular component: membrane.
AACACGAGAGUAUGAGAGCUCGGUGCUGCAAAACACACGGGUUGUUUGCAGAGAUUGCGACACUGACUGGGUAUUGCCACCUCUGAGAUGUGAUCCUACCAGUCUGAGUGCUGUCUAAGAGGAGAAGCGUUUCUUUGAAAGAGUGAACCUACAGUCUCGGAGGAGCAGAUCUUUUUAUUUACGCUGUAAACGAGGUGAGCUGACUUUCUGCUAUAAAGUAUCGAAUGACGCUUUGAAAGGACGGGAACUUUUCUGGGAGAUCUUGACAUCUUGACUGACCUCCUCUUGCAUUUGGACCCUAACAACAUGCUUCUGGAUUUGAAUGUCCUCUUCUUCUGGACAUUUGGACAAAGGAUUUCUUCUGAUAUUUAUAUUAGUUGUUGAUCUGCUGAACCCCCUGGAAUCAUGGGAGACUUGAGGCAGACGAUUGGGGUCAUGUCACAUACUAUAUGCCCCGGUUCUGCAGCUGCAUCUAAGGAGGACUUAAAAGUUCCAAAUGGUGUUCAGAGAGAGAAGAUGCAGAUGAAGAGAGAGAUUUCCCUCAUCAAUGGUAUCUGCCUCAUCGUUGGCAACAUGAUAGGCUCUGGGAUCUUUAUCUCACCGAAGGGUGUUCUGAUGUACAGCUCUUCCUAUGGACUCUCUCUAGUGAUUUGGGCCUUGGGGGGUAUCUUCUCUGUGUUUGGAGCCUUGUGCUACGCAGAGCUGGGAACCACCAUCACCAAAUCCGGAGCCAGCUACGCCUACAUCCUGGAGUCAUUCGGAGGCUUCCUGGCUUUUAUUCGCCUCUGGACGUCCAUCCUGCUUAUUGAGCCGGCUAGCCAGGCAGUGAUUUCCCUGACUUUCGCCAACUACCUGCUGGAGGCUUUCUACCCCACCUGCCAGCCUCCAUAUGACGGAGUUCGACUCAUUGCCGCAGCCUGCCUCUGUAUUCUUAUCUUCAUCAACUGCGCUUAUGUAAAAUGGGGAACUCUGGUUCAGGACGUCUUCACUUAUGCGAAACUCAUGGCGCUGUUCCUCAUUAUCUGCAUUGGCAUCUUGAAGAUGGUGGCAGGAGAGAUGAAGACCUUUGAGAAUCCAUUUGAAGGCUCAUCCACAGAUCCAGGAGACAUCUCUUUGGCUCUCUACUCCGCCCUUUUCUCCUACUCUGGUUGGGAUACACUUAACUUUGUUACAGAGGAGAUUCAGAACCCAGAGAGGAAUCUGCCACUGGCCAUCGCCGUCUCCAUGCCCAUUGUGACCAUCAUCUACCUGCUGACCAACGCUGCAUACUAUGUUGUUUUGGACAUGCCGUCCCUGCUGUCUAGUGAUGCUGUCGCUGUGACGUUUGGAAAUGCAGUUCUGGGGCCGUUCAACUGGAUCAUCCCUGUGUCGGUGGCCAUGUCCUGCUACGGAGGACUCAACGCUUCCAUCAUUGCUGCCUCCCGGCUGUUUUUUGUGGGAGCCAGAGAAGGACACCUCCCAGACAGCCUCAGCUUGAUCCACCUCCAGCGCUACACACCCAUACCCGCUCUGCUGUUCAAUGGUGUGAUGGGCCUGAUCUUCCUGUGCGUGGAGGACGUGUUUCAGCUCAUCAGCUACUUUAGCUUCAGCUACUGGUUCUUUGUUGGGCUCUCGGUGGCCGGCCUCAUCCACCUACGCAUCACCCAGCCGGACAGGCACAGACCUGUCAAGCUGACAUUAUUCUUCCCCUUCGUCUACUGCCUGUGCAGCCUGUUUUUGGUCAUUGUGCCUCUCUAUGGAGACACCAUCAACUCUCUAAUAGGAAUUGCCAUUGCUCUCUCUGGCAUUCCAGUAUAUUAUGUGGCGGUUUAUCUGCCGGAGGAGAGGAGACCCGGAUUCCUGCGUAAACUGAACAAUUUCACCACCAGAUACACCCAGAUGAUGCUUUACUGCUGCCUGACUGAGUUUGACAUGGAGGCGGACGUGCAAACAAGAGACAAAACAAACUGAAUCACAGAUACUAUUAGCCUGCCGAGUAGAACAAAAAAAUGGAUACCACAUAGAAGGAAUUGCUCAAAAACUUUUCUUUUCCUGCUCCAUUCCUGCUGAGAUCAAAUAAAAACGUGAGGAUUUGAGGGAAACUGUUCAACCAAACUUGAAUUUGUGGUAAAAUUGUUAUUUUGGAAACAUUUUGUUUUUGUGAAAAGGAAACUAAAAGUCUUGCACAAAACACGAGUCAACAUUUUCUUUGCAAUAUUACAUAAAAAAGUUAAUCAUUUGAAUAAUAUAUAUAAUAUCAUGUCUGUACGCUGAUUAGCUUUAAAAGUUUCAUCUAAUUUAAUUAUUUUUUUUAACUUAUUUGACUCAGUACACAACGAUAAAAAGUAAAGCAAAAACAAUUUGUUAUACAAUGUGUUUGGUUUUGCACUUUAAAUCCAAUAUAAGUUUGUGUGGUUUUGUGAAUGAGAAAGGAAACAGAAAUAUCAGCAAAAGAAAUUUUUUUGUUAAGAGCAUGCAUUUCAUUCCAUCUCCAUUUCAUCUCAAAUGACAAAAAUAAAAACAUUUUAUAAUAAUUUUCUUUGUUUGACUUUUUUGCUAUGUUAAAAAUACUUUUGUUUUUUUUCUUUCAAUGCUCAAUUUUAUUGAGAAAGCCAGCUGCACAAUUGCAUGUAAGGCGCAAUAAGUCCUAACAUGAAGGUUUUGGAAACACCAAAGGGAUUAUCAUAAAUAUAAACAGAUGUCUUGGUUUUAUUGUUUUCAUCUAUAAAUCCCAAAUGAGAUUCAUCCUUUGAUGAACAUACCCAAUCCUUAUAAAAAUGGAUGAUAUCUUUGGAA